CGUAAAGUGACGUCAUGCGUUGGAUGUUUUCAAAGGACGUCAUGACGUCACACGUGUUCCUGUCUCCACCCGUUGGCAGCCAUGAUGCAGGAAGGACUGGACGACGGACCGGACUUCCUCUCCGAGGAGGACCGAGGACCCAGGGCGGUCAGCGUCGACCUCCAGACAGACGCCACGCUGCAGGUGGACAUCUCGGAUGCCCUCAGCGAACGAGACAAGGUCAAGUUCACUGUGCACACCAAGCGUGCCGCUGUAUCCGCAGAGCACGCUGCUCAACUUCAAGCAGAGUGAAUUCUCGGUGGUCCGCCAGCAUGAAGAAUUCAUCUGGCUGCACGACUCGUUCGUGGAGAACGAAGACUACGCUGGGUACAUUAUCCCGCCCGCCCCGCCCAGACCCGAUUUUGACGCCUCCAGAGAGAAGCUGCAAAAGUUGGGCGAGGGAGAGGGCUCCAUGACCAAGGAGGAGUUCACCAAGAUGAAGCAGGAACUUGAAGCAGAGUACCUGGCCAUCUUUAAGAAGACUGUGGCCAUGCACGAGGUUUUUCUGUGUCGCGUAGCGGCGCACCCCAUCCUCAGGAAGGACCUCAACUUCCACGUCUUCCUGGAAUACAACCAGGACCUGAGUGUGCGUGGUAAGAAUAAGAAGGAGAAAUUGGAGGACUUCUUCAAGAAUGUGGUCAAGUCGGCCGACGGUGUCUUGGUGGCGGGCGUCAAGGACGUGGAUGACUUCUUUGAGCACGAGAAGACUUUUCUGUUGGAGUAUCACAACAGAGUCAAAGACGCCUCGGCCAAAUCCGACAGGAUGAUCCGCUCCCACAAGAAUGCUGCAGAUGACAUCAACCGAAUGGCGUCGUCGCUGUACGCCUUGGGAACGCUGGACUCCACUGACCUGUGCAAAUUCUUCCUCAAAGUGUCCGAACUCUUUGAGAAGACCAGGAAAAUCGAAGCUCGUGUGGCCGCCGACGAGGACUUGAAGUUGGCCGACUUGUUGAAAUACUACCUGAGGGAAUCGCAGGCUGCAAAGGACCUCCUGUACCGCCGCAGUCGAGCGCUGCUGGACUAUGAGAACGCCAACAAGGCUCUGGACAAAGCUCGCGCCAAGAACCGCGACGUCCUGCAGGCGGACACCAGCCAGCAGCUGUGCUGCCGCAAGUUUGACAAGAUCUCCGAGUCUGCCAAGCAAGAGCUUAUCGAUUUUAAGACGAGGCGAGUGGCGGCAUUCAGAAAGAACCUGGUGGAGCUGGCUGAGCUGGAGCUCAAACACGCUAAGGGGAACCUGCAGUUGUUGCAGAGUUGUCUGGGGGUCCUGAAAGGAAACACUUAGCCACGCCCCACUUGUCACAGCCACGCCCCCUGCAACUGGACAGCGCUCUUUGCAUGGGGGUGUUGCGGGGCCCAUGUCGGAUGGACUACAAAAACUCUUGAAGGCUUCAAAAAAGCAAACAAGAACAAACAAACAGGAAAGCUUCAUCACGAUAACCACACACUUUCCUCUUCAUCAACACGCACACACAAAUGUUGUCCUUGGAUCAGUCUAGUCCGAUGUAGGUCUAUCUGGAUCAGUCUGGGACUGUCUAGCUCAAUCUGGUCCAGGUCCUGGGGAGUUCACUGUGUGAAAUCAGCAUUAGUUAAAUUCAGUCAUGAUGACUUUGGUCUGCUCAGAAUCACUCCAUCAGACUGGUUCAAUUUGGUUCAGUGUGUCCAGUCUGGAUCAGUCAAAUUUCAUCUGGUCCAGGUGCAAGUCCUGGUCUAAUGUGGGUCAAUCUGGAUUACCGGUAGUAGUCUUCAAUCUAGUCAGUCAUUCUGGAUCCAUCUGAUCCAGGUCCUGGUCCCUUCUGGGUCAACCUGGAUCAGUCCGGUCCAGUCGAAAUCACUCUGUAACGGUCUUGCUUAAUCUGGAUCAGGCCGGUCUCGCUGCGGCCGCUCAGUUUCCUGUCAUCUAAUUUAGAUUAAGAUAAUUGGAUGUUGGUGAACGUUUUGUUUUUGCAGCCUCCUACUGCUCGUGUGGUUCCUGUUCUUAUGAAAACGAAUGAAAGCCUUGUACAGGUUUGUAUUCCAGUACAUUCGAAUGGCGGUUUACGGUCGUCUUUGUCAUCUUCCUCUCUUAAUUGUAGCUCUUUUUUGUUUGUGGGAGGAGCCUGAGUGUGUUUGCCUUAACAUCAUUCUUGUUGAGUUUGUUUCUCUUAUUUGCAUAUGACUAUAAACGAAUGUUUUUCACACGUAACGUGACCAAAGCUUCCGUAUCAUCCAAGGUGGCGAUAGAGUAAAAAAAGAAAGAUGCCAGUCCAAUAAACAAGCUGAUUUGUUUUCACAGCAACUUUGAA
This is a messenger RNA of Syngnathus acus (greater pipefish), 2324 nucleotides long. RefSeq names its product sorting nexin 6 (gene snx6). Lineage: Eukaryota; Metazoa; Chordata; Actinopteri; Syngnathiformes; Syngnathidae. The coding region runs from base 197 to 1324 and encodes 375 amino acids. The record is from RefSeq and is a predicted model, not a curated record. Gene Ontology annotation, cellular component: endosome. Gene Ontology annotation, molecular function: phosphatidylinositol binding. The transcript is spliced from 14 exons.